GUCAACAGAAGGGAAUGGGAAGGCGAAGUUGCUAAUUUCCAAAAUAUUGUUUGAAAAAUUAACGUAAAUAUUACUAAAUAUGGCCAAUUAUAAUCCAAAUGAAUAUGCAUGGCAAGCACAAAACCAGAAUAGUCAAAGUUACUCAUUUGAUACAUCCAACGCAUUCGCAGAUCAAGCUCAAACUUUGGAUUUUCAGUCGUUCCCCACAGAUCAACAGAGUUUUUCACUAGAUCAAGGACAUGGUCAAAUGCAGGCCAACAAUAACCAAUAUUACAAUCCUAAUUUAUUUACGCCUGCACCGAUACCUGGCGAAGGUAUAGCCGAAUCAACCGACUUCGAUGAACCACCACUAUUGGACGAACUCGAAAUUUAUCCAGACCGAAUACUAGAGAAAACACUUGCAGUGUUAAAUCCUUUUCAUGGCCAAUCUAAAGCUGACGAUGCCAACUUUUUACUCCGAGACACAGAUAUUGCAGGGCCCAUAGCAUUUUGCCUUGCUUUAGCCGUUUGUUUAUUUUUGUCAGGGAACAAAGCACACUUUGGCUAUGUGUAUGGUCUAUCUGUAAUGUCUGUUAUUUUGAUGUAUUUCCUACUAUCUUUGAUGUGUCGCACUGAAGGUGUUUUCACUGUUCUUAGUGUUGCUAGCGUCUUAGGUUAUUGUAUGUUACCUAUGGUAGUGCUUGCAGGCCUAGGCAUUUUCGUGUCACUGGAGGGCACUUUAGGCAUUUCUUUAUCAGGGGUGGCAGUGAUUUGGUCUGCAUUGUCAGCGAGUAGACUCUUUGUUACUAUGUCUGGUGACGCUGAGCAAAGGCCUCUUAUUGCAUACCCAUGUGCCUUAGUCAACGGUGUAUUUGCACUACUAGUUUUGUUUUGAAUAAGUUUAUUUAACUUUUAUUUGUAUAAUGCAUGUAUUUCAUUCUUUGAAAUCCAUAAAUUGUAAGCAAACAUUAUUUAGAUGACAUGCCAGAGUUGAGAAAUAUUUAAUAAAAAGAGCAAUUAAAAUUCUAACAAAUUGUAAUUUAAUUUCUUAUAGCAAAAACUGGAGCAUAAUAAUUGUUCAGUCAUACAGUAAUUACUUCAAUUUUGUAAAGUCAUUAUUAACAAAUCAAGAUCAUUAUAAUGAAAAUGUAAGUCUUAUUGAUUAUAACAUCUAUUUUGUACCCUUGUUUAAAGAAAAAAUUACUCAAUAAAA
Ostrinia furnacalis (Asian corn borer) is the source of this 1192-nucleotide messenger RNA. RefSeq names its product Yip1 domain-containing 1 (gene Yip1d1). Gene Ontology annotation, biological process: vesicle fusion with Golgi apparatus; endoplasmic reticulum to Golgi vesicle-mediated transport. The record is from RefSeq and is a predicted model, not a curated record. The coding region runs from base 80 to 874 and encodes 264 amino acids. Gene Ontology annotation, cellular component: trans-Golgi network. Lineage: Eukaryota; Metazoa; Arthropoda; Insecta; Lepidoptera; Crambidae. The transcript is spliced from 2 exons.